AAUCUUCUGGCUUUUGUAGCUCUCACAAAAUAAGGAGCUCAGCAAGAGAAACUCACAAUUCCACAAACCUAUUCAAUUCAAAAGACAUAAUGAGCUCUUCUUCUGCAAGCUUUGACGACGGAGCCACCAUCCUCCACCUCCAUGACCCUGAGGAACACGAACUACCCUCCAUCAAAUUUGACAUGUCCAUUUUUGUGGGAGUCAUGGUGUGUGUCGUCAUUGCAAGUUCCAUGAUUGUGGCAUUCCUUCUUUAUAUUUCCAAAAUGCAAGAGAAGGCGGCAAGGAAGCACAAAGAGGGCAAGAAAAGGCAGAGCUUUGAGGACCUCAAAAGCAACUUGGAAUGCAAACCAUGGGGAAGUGACAAGGACGAAACAGAGCACACCAUGGACAUGUCAUCGGCUGAGUCUGAUGAAAGUUCCUCAUCUAUUGAGUCUGUCAUUGAGGAGGAGGGUGAUGAAGAGAUGCAGUUGCAGACGAUUGCCAUGAAUGGAGAUGAUGACCUCGACAGCAGCCAGCAAUCCAAGCAUCAGAAGGAUGGUUCCUGUUGCCCCAUUUGCAAUGAGAUCUAUCAGUUUGGACAACCUGUCUAUGAAUCAAACAAUCCCCAUUGUGGACAUCAAGCACACAAAGUCUGCAUGGGCAAAUGGCUCGAAUGUCAGAAUUCAUGCCCAAUCUGCAUCCAGCCCUUUGUCUUGAGAACAGUCUAGCUAUUUUUCCCUCGUGCUGCUUCCGUUCCAGCGAUGGCAUGAUCUGCAAAACCAAUGUUCAAAUGUACAAUAGGCCCUCCAGUUUCUCCCUCUCUUGACCAGAGAUCACAGCGAACCACCUUCCUGUCUCCCAGCUCCCAAACUGUGAAACUCCUCUUCCCUCCCCAAUUUUCCAUAAAUUAGAACAUUUUCUAACGUUUUGA
Seminavis robusta is the source of this 910-nucleotide messenger RNA. NCBI's taxonomy places the organism in Eukaryota, Bacillariophyta, Bacillariophyceae, Naviculales, Naviculaceae. The record is from the annotation of a GenBank genome assembly.